Molecule: messenger RNA, 606 nt
Organism: Fulvia fulva
Lineage: Eukaryota; Fungi; Ascomycota; Dothideomycetes; Mycosphaerellales; Mycosphaerellaceae
Exons: 1
Coding region: 1-606 (201 amino acids)
Source: RefSeq, a predicted model, not a curated record
AUGUCCGGAGUCGCUUUCGAACAUGGUCCUCUGCCUCAAAACACCAUCCACGUGCGACUGGUGCAGAUUAUUCAGUACGAUAAUCAAGGCCUGCACUUGAGCAUGACCGUCUGGCCAGCCCAAGAUGCGCCUCCGUACCGUGCGGUAUCAUAUACCUGGGGCUCGCCAGAGGAGCCACUGAGUCAGGUACGCAUCAAUGGCAAGCUCUUUGCAGUGCGCAAGAACUGUCAUUACACUUUGUGGCAUGUCCAGCUUCACUAUCCGAAGUGCUACUUGUGGAUCGACUCAAUCUGCAUCAAUCAGGGUGAUGUCUCGGGAAAGAGUGCCCAAACCGCAAAGAUGUGGUCGAUCUUUAAUGACGCCAAAGAAGUGCUCAUACGUAUUGGACCGCAUGUGGAUUCCAGUGAAAGGCUUCUACAGCUAGACUGGAUGCCUGAAAGCAUCCGCUCGCUUAAGCAUCACUUGACCGUCUGGGUUCAUGAUCCUCCGAACAGCUGGGCGCCUGAUUUCCUGGCUGGCGCAUCUUGCAGCACAACGCAGAUGGUUGAUUUGCUGAAGAGGUAUGUCACGUUCUCGCGGCGAGGAUACUGGAAGCGUACCUGGUGA